AGCAUGGCUCCUUCUGUGGUAACUGAAUAGCCAGUGUAAUUUGACACUUCAACUUGCCGUGGCUCUCUACGGUAGUUGAUUCAGUCACUCACACGCUAACGCUACGGUGAUCGUUUUUUCUUGUAUUUGUGAAGUGAAAAGGGACGCAGUGUAGGUCUACACGAAAUUCGGGAAAACAAAGCGGAUUUCUUCUCCUAGCCGAGCUAAAAACUUGCAGAAAACCAAUCGCUGGGCCGCUGUGCGUGCCACGGGCGGCGGCGUCUCUGGCGAGCCCUCCCCGAUAAAUUCCUCCGUCUGGAUGUGAGGCCAGCCGGGGCAGCGGCGGGCGGACCUCCCGGUGGGUGGGAGGGAGAAAAGGAGGGAGCAGAACUGGCUUCUCUUUCAUUACCCUCUCCACCCGGGCCAUGAUGGGAGAGACAGAGAGCAGCCAACUCGCAGAGGAAAAAAUCCUGUAGACUGCACUGAAUGAACGGGAGGGAGAGAGAGAGAAUGCCCUUUUCCUCUCGUUAGUGAGGUAUGGGAGUUGGGGGGAAACACGAGUUGGAGCGGGUGCGGUAGUUCAGAGAGAGGCAGGGAGGAAAAGCUAUGGAUGUUGAUUUCAGAUGUUGUAAAGGGGCAUGAAACUCCACUUCCAGAAAACCGUAAUCCAACAGGUAAUACAUUAGGCACAUGGAUGGGUUUUGUUUAUGUUAUCAUAAAGGUCGUUUAAUGUAGUCUACAAUACACACCGUUUAAAUGUGAACAUAUUUACCAGCUGCUUACACUGUCCUUAACAUAACUGGAAUGUUUUAUGUUUAUAAUUGAUUAAUAGACACAGCUUGUAAGAAUGUGUUAAUAAAACAUAAUUGGAAACAGUGAACUUGACCUAGUCAGUGUAACUGUCAGUUAACAACACUUCUAAAGCCUCACACCAUACACACACUAUCUCACUGUCAGUCAAGAUAACAGGUGCAAGUUGCAUGAGGGAAGCCCACCCAUUCACCUUUUUUCACUUGUCAGCAGUCAUGAAGCAAAGGAGACAAGGAAACGAAGCCAAUCAAUACAAUUGGAAUCAAUGCUGUGUUUAUGGACUGACAGUGUGGGUCCAGUGAAGACCAGAGAGGAAGGAUCCUGAAGGAUAUACAUGGGAUGGGUGGGGGUGAGGGGGGCUUGUGACAUCACUCCCAGCCCAGGUCAGAGUUCACACAGGCAUGUUCUAUGAUUGAUGAGGAAGUAGCGAAGGCUUUGGUUAAUAGGAAACACAAGAACCUCCCUCUCCGCUGAUACCACAGAUACAUUUAAACGGAAAGCUGACGUCCUAUCUUCCUGUCCUGUCUCUCCGCUCCAAUCAGCCAAUCCCAACGAGGAGCUGCGGUUGACCUUCCCGGUCCGGGACGGCGUGGUAUUGGAACCUUUCCGGUUGGAACACAACCUCGCCGUCAGUAAUCACGUCUACCACCUGCGACCGUCGGUACAUCAGACCCUCAUGUGGAGAGUGUUGAUGGCGUCACGUUAGACUAGAGGACAGGAAGCAGUCAUCAAGAUGAACGCGUUGCCGUCAAUGGAUCGGCACAUCCAGCAGACCAACGACAGGCUGCUGUGUAUCAAACAGCACUUACAGAACCCGGCCAACUUCCACACCGCAGCGACAGAGCUGCUGGACUGGUGCGGAGACCCCCGAGCCUUCCAGAGACCUUUCGAACAAAGCCUCAUGGGAUGCCUAACGGUGGUGAGUCGUGUUGCAGCCCAACAAGGCUUUGACCUGGACCUAGGCUACAGGCUGCUGGCUGUUUGUGCUGCUAACAGAGACAAAUUCACGCCCAAGUCUGCAGCCCUGCUGUCAUCGUGGUGCGAGGAGCUGGGUCGCCUCCUGCUGUUGCGUCACCAGAAGAGCAGACAGAAUGAGCCUCCACAGGGCAAAGUCCCCAUGCAGCCCAACAUGAACACCAUGAAACCCCCUGGAGGACUCUCACACGGUGAUGGGUCAUUUACCUACGACUCGGUUCCAUGGCAACAGAACAACAACCAGCCCCCAGGGUCAUUGUCUGUGGUUACCACCGUGUGGGGUGUGACCAACACGUCACAGAGUCAGGUGUUGGCCAACAGCUCCAGCCAUAUGAACCCAGGAGGUAACCCCAUGGGUCAGGGUAUGUCUGGGGGUCCGGCAGGCCUCAACUCCCCCCAGUUCUCCGGCCAGCAGCAGCAGUUCCCGGCCAAGGGAGGCCAGGGCCCGGGCUACAUGCAGCAGGGGAUGUAUGGCAGGCAGGGAUACCCCAGUGGAGGGGGCUACAGCGGGAGUUACCCAGGUGGUCCUAACACUCCCCCAGGGGGGAUGGGGAUGCCCCAACACUCCCGCCAGCCUGGCGACUUCACCCAACCAGCAGCUGCCGCUGCUGCUGCCGCUGUCGCUGCCGCCGCUGCUACGGCAACCGCCACGGCAACCGCUACCGUGGCAGCCAUGCAGCAAGAGACCCAGAACAAAGAGAUGAACCAGUAUGGACAGAUGUGUUCCUCCUUCCAGAUGGGCCCAACUCAGGCGUACAACAACCAGUUCAUGAACCAGCCUGGCCCCAGAGGGCCCCCUGGAGGCAUGAACCCAGGCAGCAUGGGCCAGGCCAUGAACAACCCCAGCAUGGGUGGGCCUCCCAUGGGCAUGAACCAAACUCGAGCCCCAGCCAUGGGGCCUUUUGGGGCUCACGGCCAGAGGAUGUCCCAGCAGGGCUACGGAGGACCUGGAGGCCCCAGGCAGGCCAUGCCUAUGCAGGGAAUGAAGAGGCCCUAUCCUGGAGAGCCAAACUACGGGGGUCAGCAGUAUGGUCCUAAUGGUCAGUUCCCUCCCCAGCAGAGUCAGUACCCCACCUCUAACCCCUCCAGGCCAAUGCCCUCCCCUAACUACCCAGGCCAGAGGAUGCCUGGGGGGCAGGGGCCAGGCCAGUACCACCCGCAAGGCAUGCCCAUGGGACAGUACUAUAAGCAAGAGCCAUUCAAUGGUCAGAACAGCAACUUCUCUGGUGGUGUAUACUCAUAUAGUCAAGGCAACGGGGCCCCCAGGCCAGGUAACUACCCCCACUCCCCGGUGCCUGGUAAUCCCACACCUCCCAUGACCCCCGGAAGCAGUAUGCCUCCGUACCUCUCGCCCAACCCGGAUGUCAAGCCGCCGUUCCCGCCAGACAUGAAACCAAAUAUGACAGUGCUUCCACCUCCCAAUACCACAGAUACAUUUAAACGGAAAGCUGACGUCCUAUCUUCCUGUCCUGUCUCUCCGCUCCAAUCAGCCAAUCCCAACGAGGAGCUGCGGUUGACCUUCCCGGUCCGGGACGGCGUGGUAUUGGAACCUUUCCGGUUGGAACACAACCUCGCCGUCAGUAAUCACGUCUACCACCUGCGACCGUCGGUACAUCAGACCCUCAUGUGGAGGUCAGACCUGGAGCUUCAGUUCAAGUGUUACCACCACGAGGACCGACAGAUGAACACUAACUGGCCUGCCUCCGUCCAGGUCAGUGUCAACGCCACGCCCCUGACCAUCGAGCGAGGCGACAACAAGACAUCCCAUAAACCCUUGCACCUGAAGCAAGUGUGCCAGCCCGGCAGAAACACCAUCCAGAUCACUGUCACUGCCUGCUGCUGUUCGCACCUGUUUGUGCUGCAGCUGGUCCACAGGCCUUCAGUCCGCUCCGUCCUGCAAGGGCUCCUGAAGAAGAGACUCCUGCCUGCAGAACACUGCAUCACCAAGAUUAAGAGAAACUUCAGCAGCGUAGUGGCCUCGUCGGGUAACACCAGUCUAAACGGAGAGGACGGCGUUGAGCAGACCGCCAUCAAAGUCUCCCUCAAAUGUCCAAUCACCUUCAGGCGCAUCCAGCUGCCUGCCAGGGGGCAUGACUGCAAACACGUACAGUGUUUUGAUCUGGAGUGGUAUCUGCAGCUGAACUGUGAGAGGGGGACGUGGAGGUGUCCUGUGUGCAAUAAAACUGCAUUGUUAGAGGGUUUAGAGGUGGACCAGUACAUGUGGGGAAUCCUCAACGCCAUUCAGAAUUUGGAGUUUGAGGAGGUGACCAUUGACCCAACGUGUAGCUGGCGGCCGGUGCCCAUCAAGUCUGACCUCCAUAUUAAAGAAGACCCUGAUGGACCGCUGGCCAAACGCUUAAAGACCAUGAGCCCCUCCCAGAUGACCAUGCCCAACGUCAUGGAGAUGAUCGCCCAGCUGGGCCCUGGCCCCUCCCAUUACCCAUCAGGCCCUGCUCAGCAUGGGGGAGGCGGCACCGGGGGAAACCCAGGGGAGUACGGUGGCCCCAGAGGCCCAGGCAACAAUUACCACGGCCACGGGAACUUUGACUUCCCCCACGGUAACCCCUCAGGCGUGGGAGGAGGUGGUGGAGGUGGACUGAGAGGGGGAGGAGGAUCCCCCAUGAGUGACUUUAUCAACCCCCCUCAGCUGUCCCACCUCCCAGACGUUCCUGUGGUUCUCCUAUCCCAGGACAAGCCCCUCAGCCACGGCAUCAACGACCCCAUGUCUCAUCCUUCCACCACUGAUCAGCACCAUAAUUCCAUGCAACAGCAGAGCGCACACGUGCCUCCUCACCCCAACAGCCAGUCGUUACAUCACGGUGGCAGCCAAGCAGGGCAGUCGUUGCAUCACAGCAGCCAAUCGUUGCAGCCCCCUCGCCAGCAGGCCCCAACUCCCCAACAGCAGCAAGGCCAGAACAGUCGCCCGCAUGGCGAUAUGAACUUUAACCACUCGUCCUCGGGCAUCGAAGGUCAAAUUAGUGGUGACAUGCCUGAGCCCUCCCUAGAUCUGCUUCCAGAGCUGGCCAACCCAGACGAGCUCCUGUCCUAUCUGGAUCCUCCAGACCUCCCCUCCAACAGCAACGAUGACCUCCUCUCCCUCUUCGAGAACAAUUAACCUUUCACCUCCCUCACCGCUCGAGCCGAACCCAAACCUUCUCCACAGACAGACACACACACCACAGGGUGUGUCCAACCAGCUGGACUCUCCAUAGAGUCCAUAGACACACCGUCGUCCUCAUAUGGACUGGUAGUGGGGACAUCGUCAAGUCACACACACACACAAACAAAGACGUGUAGGUGGCAUAGGAGCAACGCUGAGGUCAUCUGUCAGAACAUGAGGCGAUGAUGAGGAUGACAGGGAGUGGACACUGUGUGUGACAGAGUUUGGAAACAGGAAAUGCACUCAUGACCUCACUUCCUCUUCCUCACACACACUCUUCCUCGUGUAAAGACUCUUUACACUGCUCCGCUGUGGAGCUCCUCCGGCCGACAACAUCGACGGCCAUGUCGGUUGUCUACCCCUUCAGUGAUAUUUUAUCUCUUGUCUUUUCCAACUUAAACUGUGCAGCUAAUAAUCACGUUCUAUGUGUAGGACGUCACACAGGCCGAACUCUCUGUGUGAGCUUUUAGGGAAAAGUGUUGUAGCAUUUUGUAUCGUCCUUAUUUCCCCCUUAUACAAAAAAAAAGGAAAAAAAAUACAUGAAUAGGGAAGAAAAGUCAUCUUCUUGUCCUGGCCAGUGUUUAUAUCUAUCCUCUUUUGACGUGUGUUCUUCCAAGCCCUGACCCCCUGAGACCACAGCCUUUAACCCCUGACCUUUGACCUACAGUGUGUUCUUAUAACCUCUGACCUUUAGCUCAUAGUGUGUAUUUCCAACGGGACGUCCGUCAUCACUGGGUACCUACCAUCCAGUCUAACUGAAGCACAACCGACGGUGGGUCACACCACACCACAUGGCAGGCAGAGCCCUGGGAGGAGAGACCAAGGCCUGUGGAUGAGGAUCCUAACCUCGCUAGCUAGCCCACCCAGUCUACAUAAGAAUCAGCACUGUUAACUCUAUUCAGUCUGUCUAUCGCCCCCCUCCAAUGUUGUUCAAGUUUCUCUUCCCUGGUGUUACAGUACAAUGCCAUAUCGGACAGUGGGCUAUGCAAAAGUAUGUUUUACAAAAACAUUUGUUUUGGCUUAGAAUGAUGGAGAAGUAUGUGUGUAUCUGUGUGUGUAUGUGCUAGAGAAAGAGUGAGGAUGAGAGUGAUAGAAAAAGAGAAGUACAGAGUCCGUCCUUAUUUAGUCUAUCAUAGAGACACAGCUAGUGUUGCAAAAGAUAGUCGGCCAUUCUAAUAGAGCCAGAUCCCUCUUUAACGUGAGACUUCCUCUGUUCUACAGGCCUGCAAUUGCUCCUGUAACCAUACUGUGUGGUGUUAAGAAGUGCAUGUGUGCCAAUGGUCUUUGUUCUAGAUUAGCCAGAAACAUUCUAGCCAUUGCAUUUUUUUAUCAUGAUUUUAUUUGACAUUUUCUUGCAAAGGAAUGAUUUUGGCUACUGUCCAGCUUUUUUCUUUUCAUGUUUGUUUCAUUUCUACUGUUCAUUGGAAAAUGGCCAUGCGUGAUGCAUCACCAAAGUUAUCCUACAGUUUGUAGAAGGAGUUAGCUUGGACAUCUACUAUAAUGUAAGAAUAAUAUGGUCUAAGGCACUGCAUCUCAGUGCUGGAGGCGUCACUACAGACCCUGGUUAGAUUCCAGGGUGUAUCACAACCGGUCGUGAUUUGGAGUAUCAUGGGGCGGCUCACAAUUGGCCCAGCGUCUUCCGGGUUAGGGUUUGGCCGGGGUAGGCCGUCAUUGUAAAUAAGAAUAUGUUCUUAACUGACUUGCCUAGCUAAAUAAAGGUUACACAAUACAUCAAAACCAUACACUUAGGGAGCCCAUCAAAAAGUGUUCUGAACAGAUGUGUGGUUGCACUGCAUUUCCUAUGUCUUGUUACUGUUAAACUGUAUUUUGUCAACUUUUGUUCAAAAGGAGCCACAAUGGUUUAUAAAGACAAUACUUUAAAAUGGUUGCCAUCCUGACAAUAUAUGCUUUAAAAAUGUUUGCUAAUGUAUUGGGGAAAAGUAGAGGAAAGUGACUUGACCCUGUAUCAUUUUUGUUUAAAUCAAGUCUAAAUUGUAAUACCCUCUGGAAUUGAAUGUGAGUUAUUUUUUAUUUUUGUGAAUCCUGUUUUGUACAACACAAGAUCAUCAUGCGUAUUAUUCUAUCCUCGUAGCAUUUUUGAUAUUGUUCUCCUAUUUUAAGUUAUUUUCUGUAAUUAUUCAGUGACUGUGAGAAUAAUCAUAAUUUGGUUUACUUCAGAUCAUGUAGGCUACUAAAUGAAAUUGAAGAAUUCUCAAUCGGUGGAUAUUUUUAGGACUUAAGAAUGAUCCCCAACGCUGGUUGAAUCACCUGAAUGCAACUGACCCUACGAUAUUUUAGUCUGUCUGUCUGUCUGUGUCUUGUUCUGUUUGUUGAAGACAAUGCACUGCCACAGUGAGGUAUUUUAACUCCCCUGCCCUGUCUGUAGAUCUGUGUAGACAUGAUGCUGAAGUCUGGUCUAUCAACAUUACUCUCGAUACGCCUUGUCCGAGGUUCAGGCUCCACACCAAACUGUAGAUGUACAGUCAAUGGACAAAAGUGGAGUGUGUUAGUUAGAGGGUGCAAUGUAUUUUCAUUUAAAGAAAAUGGGAGAUGUGAUCCCCUGCCCUCUGUUUUCUGUCACUAACAUGCAGGAAUAGGGUCUGGAGGGUCUCUGAGGGAUGCAUGUACAUAGUGUAAAUGACAGAUAGAGAUACAUUAACUUACAGAAAUGUAGACAUUUUCGCCACACGGGGCAAUGAUGCGCAUUGUGUAUUUAGAAUUUGUAAAGUUUGCAUCCUCCUGUCAGAAGAGACUGUUGAAUUGUGGGAAAUGGAGUCUGUGUUUGAUAGUCUGUACAGCCCUCUGUCUCCAACCACAUGUUUAUUCAUGUAAGAUACUUUAUCUACUUCUCAAACAUGGGGGUGUUGGAAAAGGAGAAAAAAAAGAAACAUUUGUUUCCCUUUGUGUAAAACUUCUGUGUAUUUCUCUAUUACUUGUGUACUUUAUAAAGGUGCUACUACAACAACAUAAUAAAGAUAAUUUUGAGGAAUAAAUCGGGACGUGGGAACCAUGAGUGGUUCCUAAAGAUUGUUGAUACCAAAUUUACAGUUUGUACAAUUUUGGCAAAUUUACAGUUUUUACACAAUUAGGCAUAAAAUAUUACUUCCAAGGUACAAUCUGAAGUGAUUGGCACACCAAGUGGCAGUUGUCUUUUUUGUUUUGUACAUUCUGUGUACAGUCAUUUCAUAUUCUAAACUGGUCAGAAAAAAAUGAAUUGUGAUUUUUAGUCUUGCAAAACUGUAUGUAGUUAGAUGACGUGACAUCCUAAUAUUUAUCUAAUAAAUAUGUAUUCAGAUGAAA
Molecule: messenger RNA, 8224 nt
Organism: Oncorhynchus masou masou (cherry salmon)
Lineage: Eukaryota; Metazoa; Chordata; Actinopteri; Salmoniformes; Salmonidae
Product: zinc finger MIZ domain-containing protein 1-like
Exons: 27
Coding region: 1523-4879 (1118 amino acids)
Biological process (GO): regulation of transcription by RNA polymerase II; protein sumoylation
Cellular component (GO): chromatin
Molecular function (GO): zinc ion binding; SUMO ligase activity
Source: RefSeq, a predicted model, not a curated record